Molecule: messenger RNA, 2173 nt
Organism: Lemur catta (Ring-tailed lemur)
Lineage: Eukaryota; Metazoa; Chordata; Mammalia; Primates; Lemuridae
Gene: KMO
Product: kynurenine 3-monooxygenase
Exons: 16
Coding region: 286-1692 (468 amino acids)
Biological process (GO): quinolinate biosynthetic process; NAD+ metabolic process; L-tryptophan catabolic process
Cellular component (GO): mitochondrial outer membrane
Molecular function (GO): NAD(P)H oxidase H2O2-forming activity; FAD binding; kynurenine 3-monooxygenase activity
Source: RefSeq, a predicted model, not a curated record
AAAAAAUUUCCCUGGUAGAGUCUGUUAAAGACAAUCUACGAGGACCCUUUAGAUGAAAUUCUUAGUUGGUCUUAAUAACAAGAAUAAUCCACAGCCCAGCUGAUUGUACUUUGGGCUACUAAUGAGUUAACUGCUAUCAAGGGAAAUUAGCUCUGACCAAACAUUCCUGCUGGCUCUCAAAUACAGUGGGCUUUGGGCAGUAUAAAAACUGAGAGAAAUCAGUGUGUAGGAGAGAUAGUUCUCUCUGUGGCAGAAGCAACAGUUGUGAAAAGUACUUCGGCAGUUAUGGACUCAUCUGACAUUCAAAGGAAGAAAGUAGCUGUCAUUGGUGGUGGCUUGGUUGGAUCACUAAAUGCAUGCUUCCUUGCAAAGAGGAAUUUCCAAGUUGAUGUAUAUGAAGCCAGGGAAGAUAUUCGAGUGGCUAAAUUUACACGUGGAAGAAGCAUUAACUUGGCCCUUUCACACAGAGGACGGCAAGCCUUGAAAGCUGUUGGCCUGGAAGAUCAGAUUGUGUCCCAGGGUAUUCCCAUGAAAGCCAGAAUGAUUCACUCCCUUUCAGGAAAAAUGUCUUCCAUUCCUUAUGGGACAAGGUCUCAGUAUAUUCUUUCUAUAAGCAGAGAAAAUCUAAACAAGGUUCUGUUGACUGCUGUUGAGAAAUGCCCCAACGUGAAGGUGCACUUUGGCCACAAGCUGUUAAAAUGUAACCCUGAGGAAGGAAUGAUCACGGUGCUUGGAUCUGACAAAGUUCCCAAAGACGUCACUUGUGACCUCAUUGUAGGAUGUGAUGGAGCCUAUUCGACGGUCAGAACUUACCUCAUGAAGAAACCUCGCUUUGAUUACAGUCAGCAAUACAUUCCUCAUGGGUACAUGGAGUUGUCCAUUCCACCCAAGAAUGGAGAUUUUGCCAUGGAACCCAACUACUUGCAUAUUUGGCCUAGAAAUGCCUUUAUGAUGAUUGCACUUCCUAAUACGAACAAAUCAUUCACGUGUACUUUGUUCAUGCCCUUUGAAGAGUUUGAAAAACUUCUAACCAGUAGUGACGUGCUGGAUUUCUUCCAGAAAUACUUUCCAGAUGCCAUCCCUCUCAUCGGAGAGAGAGAGCUGGUACAAGACUUCUUUCUGUUGCCCGCCCAGCCCAUGAUAUCUGUGAAGUGCUCUUCAUUUCACUAUGAAUCACACUGUGUACUGAUGGGAGAUGCAGCUCAUGCCAUGGUGCCAUUUUUUGGGCAAGGAAUGAAUGCGGGCUUCGAAGACUGCUUAGUAUUUGAUGAGUUAAUGGAUAAAUUCAACAAUAACCUUAGUUUGUGUCUUCCUGCGUUUUCAAGAUUUCGGACUCCAGAUGAUCAUGCGAUUUCAGACCUAUCCAUGUACAACUACAUAGAGAUGCGAGCACAUGUCAACUCCAGGUGGUUCAUUUUUCAAAAGAGCUUAGAGAGGUUUCUUCAUGCUCUGAUGCCAUCUACCUUUAUCCCUCUCUACACCAUGGUCGUCUUUUCCAGGAUAAGGUACCACGAGGCAGUGCUGCACUGGCGUUGGCAAAAAAAGGUGAUAAAGAAAGGACUCUUUUUCUUUGGAUCAGUAAUAGCCAUGGGUAGCACCUACCUACUUAGGCACUACAUGUCACCAAGACCUCUGGACUACUUGAGAAGGCCGUGGAACUGGAUCACUUACUUCCAAAAUACAGGACAUUGAAAGGUGACCUUGCUAAUAAACUAAAAGAAAAAGCGAAGAGAGAGAUCACUGCCCUGUGUUUGAUUAACAGCAUGGACCUUAACUCGCUGUCUUUAAGAUUAACCACCUGUGGAGACUGUUUUUCCAGCAUUUGGAAAGAGCUGAGUGUGUCAGGUUCCCUGGUGCAAGAACAUUCUGGACUCUGAAAAGAGGCGAGCAGAUAGAAAAGGAAUGUAAAUCCUCAGCCAGACCAGACUGGCCAGACCACAUUCCGGAGGAGACUGAUAAGACAGCUUCAAAGGAGGGAAAAAAGGGAAAAAUGAACACCCUAAUGUCUCGCAGCUCAGCUGUCUCCUGCUAAUCAGUCUACAGCAAUAAACUUUUUCUCCCCAUAAAAGUCCCACCCCUUAGCCUCUUGGGGUCAGCGCUUCUCCUUUCUUUCUCUCGUGCUGUGCCCUUCCCACCUUUGGGAAGUAAAAUAAACUUUCUUUCUUUAAAACUA